Messenger RNA from Fukomys damarensis (Damara mole-rat), 2379 nucleotides. RefSeq names its product annexin A11 (gene Anxa11). The record is from RefSeq and is a predicted model, not a curated record. NCBI's taxonomy places the organism in Eukaryota, Metazoa, Chordata, Mammalia, Rodentia, Bathyergidae. Gene Ontology annotation, cellular component: cytoplasm. Gene Ontology annotation, biological process: phagocytosis; cytokinetic process. The coding region runs from base 214 to 1698 and encodes 494 amino acids. The transcript has 15 exons. Gene Ontology annotation, molecular function: calcium-dependent phospholipid binding; calcium ion binding.
GGGUUCUGGAGCAGCACCGGCGCGGGGCUCCAUUACCUGGGAAACCCACCCCGGGGAGGGACAGCUGUGUCCCGGGAAGGGCAUGGUGUUGGCCUGUGUGCUCAGACCCCAGUGGGGCCUUGGAAAGGCUUGGGGAAGACGAGAUCGAAGCAGGCUCGAAACAGAUCCUACUGCUUUCAAAACUGUGCAGACGGGAAUUGAGAGGAUCUGACCAUGAGCUACCCAGGCUACCCCCCGCCCCCUGGCGGCUACCCCCCAGCUGCACCAGGUGGCGGCGCCUGGGGAGGUGCUGCCUACCCGCCGCCCGGCGGGCCCCCCAUCGGGCUGGAUAACGUGACCAACUACGCAGGGCAGUUCAACCAGGACUACCUCUCAGGAAUGGCGCCCAGCAUGUCGGGGACGUUUGGAGGAGCCAGCCUGUACCCUGGAGCGCCCGGGGGAGGUUACCCUCCUGUGCCCCCUGGCGGCUUUGGGCAGCCCCCUCCUUCCCAGCAGCCUGUUCCUCCGUAUGGAAUGUACCCACCCCCUGGAGGGAACCCGCCUUCUGGGGUGCCCUCCUAUCCACCCUACCCAGGGGCACCCAUGCCACCUCCUGGGCAGCCGCCAAUGACCUACCCUGGGCAGCCACCAAUGCCACCCCCGGGGCAGCAGCCAAUGCCGACCCCAGGGCAGCAGCCGAUGCCAAGCUACCCAGGAUACUCAGGGUCUGGGGCCAUCACGCCCGCUGUGCCCCCAUCCCAGUUUGGAAACCGAGGCACCAUCACAGACGCUUCCGGCUUUGACCCCUUGCGAGAUGCUGAGGUCCUGCGGAAGGCCAUGAAGGGCUUUGGCACCAACGAGCAGGCCAUCAUCGACUGCCUGGGGAGUCGCUCCAACAAGCAGCGGCAGCAGAUCAGCCUGUCCUUCAAGACGGCCUAUGGCAAGGAUUUGAUCAAAGACCUGAAAUCUGAGCUGUCGGGGAACUUUGAGAAGGCCAUCUUGGCUCUGAUGAAGACCCCAAUGCAGUUUGACGCCUAUGAGAUAAAGGAGGCCAUCAAGGGGGCCGGCACGGAUGAAGCCUGUCUGAUCGAGAUCCUGGCUUCUCGCAGCAACGCACACAUCCGGGAGCUGAGCCGCGUCUACAAAACAGAAUUCAAGAAGACCCUGGAGGAGGCCAUUCGCAGCGACACAUCCGGGCACUUCCAGCGGCUCCUUGUCUCCCUCUCUCAGGGAAACCGAGAUGAAAGCACAAAUGUGGACAUGACCCUCGUCCAGAGAGAUGUCCAGGAGCUGUAUGCGGCCGGGGAGAAUCGCCUGGGAACAGAUGAGUCCAAGUUCAACUCCAUCCUGUGCUCCCGCAGCCGGGCCCACCUGGUGGCAGUUUUCAACGAGUAUCAGAGGAUGACGGGCCGGGACAUCGAGAAGAGCAUCUGCCGGGAGAUGUCGGGGGACCUGGAGCAUGGCAUGCUGGCCGUGGUGAAAUGUCUCAAGAACACCCCGGCCUUCUUCGCUGAGAGGCUCAAUAAGGCCAUGCGGGGAGCAGGAACCAAGGACCGGACAGUGAUUCGCAUCAUGGUGUCCCGAAGCGAGGUUGACCUCCUGGACAUCAGAGCGGAGUACAAGCGGAUGUAUGGCAAAUCGCUGUACCAUGACAUCACGGGAGACACUUCUGGGGACUACCGGAAGAUCCUGCUCAAGAUCUGUGGUGGCAAUGACUGAGCCGUGGUUGGUAGCUCGCUUCUGCCCCCUGCUGGCAACACAGUGCCAGGAUGAGGCCAAAUGAUUGUUUCUCACAAAUGCACCAGUAGCCCCGAGGUGCACUUCUGUCCCUAGAGCCGUGGCCCUGUCCUGCUCUGCCCCUCCUGGUCUGGACACUCUGCUGCAGGGCCUGUUGUGGCUAGAGCUCCCUCAGGGAGCCUUCUCCUCCCACUCCCGGCAGCCUCUGGCUGUUAGAGUAAUGUUUUAUUUCCUGACUUGUGCAAUCAUUCCUUGUUGCUUGUGGCUAAGACUCAGCAUCAUUUUAGUUGUAUAAUUUUGUAUUAUUCCUUGGAUGUUAUUGCCCAGCAGAUACAUAUUAGUCUGUGUACCAAUACACGUUUCUGGUGAGAACCGUGAACGUCUCCGAGGGCCUGCAAGGGUAAUGUGUGCAUCUGGUGAGAAUGUGUCAUGAGCUUUGUUUUUGCCAAACCCACUCCUUCUUAGGGGGGGUAAAAAAAAAAAAAAAGAGAGGCCAGACAGUCAUUUCUUCCAUCUCCCAUGCAAAACCACAAGGCAAAAGCCCGUUCCUGACCAGUAACAGGGCUCUUUGUACUUUGGAAUGUGCCUUAAACCUGUAUGUCUGUAGCCAAAAAACUUUUUCAAAUUAAAGUUGGCCAGCUCUGGAAUGUUCUGGAAAUCUGU